This is a messenger RNA of Biomphalaria glabrata, 1504 nucleotides long. RefSeq lists its product as uncharacterized. Bases 197 to 694 code for a protein of 165 amino acids. The record is from RefSeq and is a predicted model, not a curated record. The transcript has 6 exons. NCBI's taxonomy places the organism in Eukaryota, Metazoa, Mollusca, Gastropoda, Planorbidae.
UUCCGCGAUAUAAUUCAAUCAGGCACAAUGAAAAACAAACUAGGAAAAACAAAAAACUCGUUUUACAAACAAGACUCAUUGAAAGGUCAAGGAAAUAUAUAGACUAUACAUGAACAAUUGUCUCAAAUGGCUGAUUGGGACCUAGAUCUAUAUAUUGAUCUAAUUGUGUAUUGUUGACCUACAUUAACUGCAGACGAUGAAGAAGCAUCAAGAUAGUGCUUCACAACAAGGGAGAGAACCAGGAAGUACCUACUUCUCUUAUGGUGGACCUGCUACCUCAGAUACUUUAGGCUCUGCUAAGCAACACUAUGGCCACAGCCGUAUUCAUAAGAAAGACUCGAUGUCUGCUCAUUCUUCAUGCAGCGACAGAGGCGAGACAGAGGUAUCUACCAUACCAGCCAGAUCACGCUCCUUCUUAGAUCCUAAUGGACUGGUUAUGAUGACCUCUCAUGGUCCCGUGGAUGGCUAUUCACAUUACGCGCACACAGUAACGCCCUUUGAAAGCAUUUUGGGAGAACCUUUAGAAAGAUUCCUAAACCGACGCUACAGCAGAAGUCCAUACCUUCGCCAGCCACCUACAAGAUUGAGAAAUGUGGUCAUACUCAUGGCAAGUCUUUUCAUCGUGGCCUUGGUGGCUGUCAUCUUCACUGCAGUUUACUUUGGUCAAGGGUUCGAUUUCAGGUCAAGGCUAUAAGUCUUUUUAGUAAGGCUUGUCCCUUUUAUUUGUGUACAUAUCAUGUCUCUACCCUUGGAUGCUUGUAUUUGUUUACAGAUUUACACAUUGUAGCAGUGGUACAUGUAUUACAUUCAUAUUGUACACAGAAAAAUGUGACUGUAUUUUUGCCAUAUGAAAUUAAAUGAGGUUCGAACCCAAGUUAACAGUGAAAUACACAUUAUUAAGUCAGCCAUGUCCCUUCUCUUCAAAUAAUUCUUUGACCAUAACUUUAAACAUGUUAUACAACAUAGUAUGUCAUUUUGUUUUAUUUCACAAAAUUGCUAUUUUAAACUUAAAACAAGUGUAAAUCUUCAAUUAUAAGCAAUUGUUAAGGGAAAAAAAGCAAACAGGUUUAUCAAUGUAAAGCUAGUCAUAGACACACUGUAAUAAAACUCAAAAUGUGCUUUGUUUUGUUUUUUUAGUUACUAAGAUUAAAUAGAAAAAUAAAAAAGACAAACUUUAUUUUAGGAUACAGGAAACAGUCAAAAAUAUUUAUUUCAUAAAGACCAUUCAACAAGUUCAUUGACACAAUGUUUACACCAAGGUUUACACUUUUGUUACAACACAACAAAAUAUGGAUUUAAAAAAUAAAUAAAAAUUUAAUUGAAACAUAAAACAAACAUCUGGAAAUUAUUCUGUCUUUAAUUUGUGUCUGUGAGUGAGCUGUGUAUAUCUUUAUGUAUAUCUACAAGUCUGUAAGUCCAUGUAUAAAGAGUUUUCAAUUGUUUAAAUAAUAAAUUUGUAAUCAGUAGAUUUUUUACUGUAAAAAAAAAGAAAAAAAAAAGGAAA